AUGUUAUCAAACAAGCAAUUAUCCAUUGUAGCUUUAGUUUUUGGAGUCUAUGCAACAGCCUUAUACGUAAUAUAUAUAAAAUUUCCUUCAUUAGAAGAAAAUGAAAAAGUACAUUUAAAAUAUCCAAGAAAUUUAGAGGAUGCAAAACAAUUGGGUAUAGUUUUAUCAAGAUAUACAGACAAACAUUACUAUAAUGUUUUAUCUGGUGUAGUAGCAUUGUAUAUAAUUCUUCAAUCAUUUGCUAUACCAGGUUCAUUAUUUUUAACAUUCUUAUCAGGAUACCUGUUUAAUUUUUAUCAUGCCUGCUUACUUGUUUGUACGUGUUCAGCAAUUGGAGCAUCUGUAUGUUACUUUUUUUCUCAAUGGAUUGGACGGGAAUUAUUAAUAAAGUAUUAUCCACAAAAAAUUGAAGCAUGGCAAAAAGAAAUUGAUAAACAUCGUUCAAAUAUUUUUAAUUAUAUCUUUUUUCUUCGUGUUACACCAUUAUUUCCAAAUUGGUUUAUUAAUAUGACAAGUCCAAUUGUCAAUGUACCUUUAGUGCCAUUUUUCUUUGGAACAAUGUUAGGUGUAGCACCACCAUCAAUAGUCUUUAUACAAGCAGGGAAGACAUUAAAUUUAAUGACAGAUACAAAUCAAAUAUGGUCAUGGAAUUCAAUUUUGUUAUUAACAUUUUUUGCCUCACUUUCUCUAUUACCAGUAUUUCUAAAAAAGAAAGUUUAA
Strongyloides ratti is the source of this 720-nucleotide messenger RNA. Its product is annotated as Transmembrane protein 41B. The record is from RefSeq and is a predicted model, not a curated record. Bases 1 to 720 code for a protein of 239 amino acids. Gene Ontology annotation, cellular component: endoplasmic reticulum membrane. Lineage: Eukaryota; Metazoa; Nematoda; Chromadorea; Rhabditida; Strongyloididae. The transcript has 3 exons.